CUACAUUUUGUGGUUUCCUUUUGGGAUGCUUGGAUACCAUCACUUCUACUUACGCAGGCCUAUUUUUGGAGUAACCUAUUUCCUGACCUUUGGAUUAUGUGGAGUUGGAUGGGUAGUUGACGUGUUUCGAAUGCCGUUCCUUGUCAAGAAAGCAAACAGCGACAUAAGGCAGAUCCGCGACGCUGAGCCUAUUGCAAGUAUAUGGGAUGAAGAGAAGAGGCUUGACGAUGCCUAUACGUUGUCCUUCCCGUUAGGAUUUCUUGGUCUGCAUCAUUUCUACCUCAACAGAAUUUUCUUUGGUUUUAUGUACCUCUUCACAUUUGGAUUAUGUGGUUUUGGGACGGUAGUUGAUUGGUUCAGAUUGCCUUGUCUUGUGAAAAGGACAAACACAGAGAUAAGGGAGGAUAAACGAGAUUACAGAAAUCUAUUUGAUGCGU
Messenger RNA from Anneissia japonica, 437 nucleotides. RefSeq lists its product as uncharacterized. The record is from RefSeq and is a predicted model, not a curated record. NCBI's taxonomy places the organism in Eukaryota, Metazoa, Echinodermata, Crinoidea, Comatulida, Comatulidae. The transcript is spliced from 2 exons. The annotation marks the transcript as partial.